AUGCAGUUCAAGGCCCUUGCGCUUUCCACUUUUGUGGCCACUGCUGCUGCCACCCUUGACGUCGCCUUCAGCGGCUACUACUACGCCGACUGCGUCUCCCCCAGCAUUGAGGCCGCCAACGUCAUCUCUGGUGCCUGUGGGCCUGCCAACGGCCUCCCUCUCAAAUCUUUCUCCGCGCAGAUCUACUCUGGCUCCUGCGAUGCUGGCACAUCGGCUAUCUUGAAAAUGUACACCUCCACGGGCUGCACUGUUGAGUCGUUGUACGGCGAAUACGAGAUCACCAGCGAUACUCAAUGCUUCGCGGUGGAUGCAACAUUCCUGAGCAAUGAGGUUGUUUGUGAGUAAUGGAAUUAUAGUGAGCAAGAUGCUCGAUAAAUGUAUCUAGUUUUCCGGUCUAAGUACAAAGUUGAGAGUCCUGUGCACCCUCUGCCAGCACGGGGAUAUAUGCCAAUUAUAUUCCGGCUGUGAG
This is a messenger RNA of Aspergillus eucalypticola CBS 122712, 469 nucleotides long. RefSeq lists its product as uncharacterized. The record is from RefSeq and is a predicted model, not a curated record. Bases 1 to 345 code for a protein of 114 amino acids. The transcript has 2 exons. NCBI's taxonomy places the organism in Eukaryota, Fungi, Ascomycota, Eurotiomycetes, Eurotiales, Aspergillaceae.